AUGGAACCAGGACCAUUCGUGCCCUCUCAAGGGUCAGCCCGGAAAAAUUACAGUCUUGCGACUGAGUUAGUUUUUAUAGACAAUUCGGAUGGAACAGGUGUUAGAGAUCUUUAUAAUGCUUCUUCUAUACCGAUUUAUCAAACAGCGACAUUCAAACAGUCAUCAACAUCAAGAAUGGAGGAAUUUGAUUAUACGAGAAGCGGAAAUCCUACUCGUUCUCACUUAGAGAAUCAUCUCGCCAAAAUCAUGUCUGCAAGUCGUGCCUAUGUCGUGAGUAGUGGUAUGAGUGCAUUGGACGUAGUAGCUCGCUUGGUCAAAACGGGCGAGGAGAUAAUCGCUGGUGAUGAUUUAUACGGAGGCACAAAUCGACUUCUUUCGUUUCUUAAUAAAAGUUUUGACAUCAAAUCACAUCAUGUUGAUACAACAAAUCCGGAUGCACUUUUACCCUACCUACAUCCCACAAGGACUCGUCUUAUUCUCCUAGAAUCACCUACAAAUCCAUUAAUCAAAAUUUCAGACAUUCCAAAAAUUGCAUCGAUCGUGCACGAGCGAUGCCCAAAUGCCUUGAUAGUAGUUGAUAAUACCAUGAUGUCACCUUACCUUCAAAGACCACUGGAAUUCGGUGCAGACAUCGUGAUACAUUCUGGAACAAAAUACCUUAGUGGACACCAUGAUUUAAUGGCAGGCGUGAUUGGUGUUAAGGAUGAAGUUGUUGCAGAGAAAAUUCAUUUUACCAUUAAUGCAACUGGGUGUGGUCUUACACCAUUUGAAUCAUGGCUGCUACUUCGGGGCAUCAAGACUUUGGCAGUCCGUAUGGAAAAGCAACAGGCUAACGCAAUGCGGAUAGCAGAAUUUCUUGAAUAUCAUGGGUUUAAAGUUAUGUAUCCUGGGUUAAGGUCACACCCACAGUACGAUAUACACACCACUAUGUCCCGUGGACCUGGAGCCGUAUUGAGUUUUGUAACUAACGAUGUAGAAAUUAGUGAACGAGUAGUAGAAUCCACAAAAUUAUGGUCCAUUAGUGUCAGCUUUGGAUGUGUCAAUUCGUUAAUAAGAAUGUCACAUGCGAGUAUUCCUGCGGCAGUGCGGCAAGAAAGAGGUUUUCCAGAAGAUUUGAUUCGUUUAUGUGUUGGAAUUGAAGAUGUAAACGAUUUGAUUGAAGAUUUAUAUUCGGCAUUAGUUACAGCUAAUGCCAUAAAAGUCAUCAAGCCAAAUGGAUAUAUUAAAUAA
Messenger RNA from Cetraspora pellucida, 1230 nucleotides. Lineage: Eukaryota; Fungi; Glomeromycota; Glomeromycetes; Diversisporales; Gigasporaceae. The record is from the annotation of a GenBank genome assembly.